AUGGGCUCAAUCAAACCAUGGGAAGGUCUUCAUCAAUCUGACGCGUCUUUUGCUCAGGAGUGCAACGCGGAGUGCAACGCGGUUGAGUUAAGGAGUGGAAAGCAAUUGUCGGAGCAGGUUAAGAAAAAGUUUACUGCGGCUGAGAAAGGGAAGCAGAAAGAGUUGGAACAACCCACUGAGACCCCAGUAGCUGCUGAAAAGGAACCAACAGAGAGGAUCAAUCAACCAGAACCAGAACGACCAGCUGAGGUCGUUUGCCCUAUUCCAGAGCCUGUUCCUGCUCGCAAAUUUACCCCUAAAGUCCCUUACCCUAUUCCAGCAAAGGUUACUCGCAAGGACCGAGAAGAGAUGAAGUGUAGGAAGAUGGUGGAAGACCUAACCGUCCGACUUCCCUUGAUGGAUACGAUCCAGAUGAUGCCCUCUGUGCACAGCUUUAUGAAAGGAUUGAUCUCAGGAAAAAUAUCAGAGGAGAACGAAUUCAUGACAGUCUCUAAGGAGUGCAGUGCAGUCCUUCAGAACAGGCAGAUUAAGAAGCGCGGAGACCCUGGCAAGUUCGUUCUCUCUAUCCAGAUUGGGAAGACAGUUUUCUCAUGUUCCUUGGUUGAUCUGGGAUCCAGCGUAAACCUCAUGCCCUACUCUGUAGCACGACGUCUGGGAUACUCGCAUUUCAAACCAACAAGGAUGUCCUUGGUAUUCGCGGAUAGAUCAGUUAAGUCUCCUGUUGGCAUUCUAGAGGAUCUUCAAGUACGAGUCGGGAACACUUCUGUCCCAGCAGACUUCGUAGUUCUUGAACUGGAAGAAGAAUCCAAAGAUCCUCUUAUCUUAGGAAGACCGUUUCUUUGCACUGUUGGAGCAAUCAUUGACGUGCGACAAGGGAAGAUUGAUCUCCAUCUGGGAGACAUAGUCAUGCAGUUCGAGAUAGAUGAGCUGCUGAAGAAGCCGAUGCUGGAUGGACAGACAUUCGAAGUGGAUGAAGGGAUUGAUCCGUUACAACCUAGCGAAGGGAUGAUUGAGGAGAUUCUUAAGGAAGAUCCCCUCGAGCUCGCACUUGAGUAUGGGAAGAAUGGUGGCGAGUCUAAGUCUGGGGAAGAGAGCAACAAAGACGAGAACACUCCAACUGGAGCAACCUCUUCAUGGAACUCACCUGUUCCGCCGAACCUGCCUGAUGACCCCUGGAGCGAGCUAAGGGCUCCUAAGAUUUCCAUCCACCCAGACGAUCAGGAGAAGACAACGUUCACAUGCCCAUACGGAACGUACGCGUACAGGAGAAUGCCAUUCGGCCUGUGCAAUGCGCCAGCAACAUUUCAGCGUUGCAUGAUGUCGAUCUUUACUGACCUGAUUGAAGACAUUAUGGAGGUUUUCAUGGACGAUUUCAGCGUCUAUGGAAGCUCUUUUAAUGUAUGUUUGUCAAACUUGUGCAGGGUACUAAAAAGGUGUGAGGAUAAGCAUUUGGUGCUCAAUUGGGAGAAGUGCCACUUCAUGGUCAGAAAUGAGAUUGUUCUAGGACAUAAGAUCUCCGAGAAAGGCAUUGAGGUUGAUAAGGCAAAGAUCGAGGUGAUGAUGAGCUUGCAGCCCCCAACAACUGUGAAAGCAAUCCGGAGCUUCGCGAAGGAUUCUACAGGAGCUGCGUUCCACACGAUCAAGGGAGCUCUAGUUAGCGCGCCUGUUGUGCAACCGCCAGAUUGGGAUCUUCCCUUUGAAAUCAUGACCGAUGCAAGCGAUUUUACAGUUGGAGCAGUCCUUGGGCAGCGCAAAGAUAAGAAGCUUCAUGUGAUCUAUUACGCAAGCAAAACCAUGGACGAAGCUCAAUGCAGAUACGCUACUACUGAGAAGGAACUUCUGGCUAUUGUUUUCGCAUUCGAGAAGUUCAGAUCCUACCUGGUGGGCUCGAAGGUGAUUGUGCACACAGACCAUGCUGCUCUUAAGUAUUUGCUUACAAAGAAGGAUGCAAAACCAAGGUUGUUGAGGUGGAUCCUUCUUCUCCAAGAGUUUGAUCUGGAGAUUAAAGACAAAAAAAGUGUCGAGAAUGGGGUUGCAGACCACUUGUCCAGAAUGAAGAUUGAGGAUGAUACAGCUCUUGAUUCAGAACACACAGUGGAACACGUCAAUUCAAUUGGUCUGCGCUUCGCGGAACAACCCAGAAGUAUCAUAUCUGAUUGUUCUCGCGUACCGCAACAACCCUUGAGCAUAAUAUCCGAUUGUUCUCGCGUAUCGGAACAACCACUAGCAGCGAUCCAGAAGCAGUAUUCUCACCUCCCCUGGUUUGCUGAGAUUGCGAAUUUCCUAGCUGCUGAAAAGGAACCACCGAAAUUCACUGGAAACGAGAAGAGGAAAUUUUUAAGAGAGGCUAGACAGUAUGUUUGGGAUGAACCGUACUUGUACAAACAUUGCAGGGAUGACAUAUUCAGAAGGUGUGUUCCAGAGGCAGACAUUCCAGGAAUUCUACAUCACUGCCAUGGUUCCUCUUAUGCAGGGCACUUUGCUACAUUCAAAACAGUUUCCAAAAUUCUCCAAGCAGACUUCUGGUGGCCGACUAUGUUCAGGGAUGCUCACGCCUUUAUAGCCCGAUGCGAUGCAUGUCAGCGACUUGGGAACAUCAGCAAGAGGAAUGAAAUGCCUCAAAAUUAUAUUUUAGAGGUUGAGGUGUUUGACUGUUGA
Brassica napus (rape) is the source of this 2658-nucleotide messenger RNA. RefSeq lists its product as uncharacterized. NCBI's taxonomy places the organism in Eukaryota, Viridiplantae, Streptophyta, Magnoliopsida, Brassicales, Brassicaceae. The record is from RefSeq and is a predicted model, not a curated record. Bases 1 to 2658 code for a protein of 885 amino acids. The transcript has 5 exons.